This is a messenger RNA of Clonostachys byssicola, 1257 nucleotides long. The record is from the annotation of a GenBank genome assembly. Lineage: Eukaryota; Fungi; Ascomycota; Sordariomycetes; Hypocreales; Bionectriaceae.
AUGGCGUCUCCCCCCAAGCCCUGGGAGAGAGCUGGCGCUGGCGCCACAGCUGCGUCCCCUACUACCACAGCCUCCGCCCCUUCGAUCGCAACUUCGCCGACCGCGUCCACCACCUCAACGGCGCCGCCUCUUCCCGACCGACCGGCCUCCCUCUCCAGUACCGUGAAUCAAAACGCGGCCGCCUACUCCAGGAUGAACACUUCCCCCUACUCUUCAUAUGGCGGCGCAUACUCCUCUCCAUACUCAUCCAUGGGGAGCCCAUACUCGAGAUUUGGGGGCUAUGGUGGUGGCAUGGGCGGUGGCAUGUAUGGCGGAGGCAUGUACGGAGGCGGCAUGUACGGAGGUGGCAUGUAUGGAGGGAUGGGCGGCAUGCCCGGUGGUCCCAAUGACCCAAACAGCCUGACCAACAGCUUCAGCAACAGCACGGCCGCCACGUUCCAGAUGCUGGAAGGCAUUGUCGCCACAUUUGGCGGGUUUGCCCAGAUGCUGGAGAGCACAUACAUGGCUACGCAUUCAAGCUUCUUUGCAAUGAUCUCUGUUGCAGAGCAGUUCAGCCACCUACGUGACACUCUAGGAUCAAUUCUCGGAAUCUUCACACUCAUGCGUUGGAUCCGUACCCUUCUCGCCAAAAUCACGGGCCGACCGCCCCCAGCUGAUGCCACUGCUCUCACCCCAGCAGCAUUUGCUCGCUUCGAAGGCCGUGCCUCCGGCGCUGCUGAUGGUUCCGGAGCCACCCCGCGUGCCAGCAGGAAGCCCCUCCUGUUUUUCAUCGCUGCAGCCUUUGGCCUGCCAUAUCUCAUGUCCAAGUUGAUCAGGUCUCUGGCUGCGUCACAUGAGGAAGAGCAACAACGUCUUCAGCAACAGGCUCUACAGCAACAGCAGCCCAUCGAUCCGUCCAAGCUCGAAUUCUGCCGCCUUCUGUACGACUUCCUGCCCCAGCCCAACACUGGUGUCGAGCUUGAAGCUCGCAAGGGUGACCUAGUCGCUGUUCUGACCAAGAAUGACCCAACCGGAAACCCCAGCGAUUGGUGGCAGUGUCGGUCCCGCGAUGGCCGCCAGGGCUACCUUCCCUCCACUUAUCUUGAGUUGUUGAAGCGCCCGACCCAGGAUGUGAAGCAGAUCAAGUCAGCAGACGAUACUAGCAGGACAAGCUCACUGACGAGCGCAGCUGCUGAGGGGCAGAAGCAGAUCGAGAGCGAGGGCAAGAAGGAGUACACCACGGUUGAGGGCAUGCAAAGAAGUCAAUUCUACUCCUAG